AACUCUGACGUUGACGGACAACACGACUGUCGGAGAUAAAGUUAGCCGUUGCUGUAGCUGGAUGUGGACAACAUUACAGUGAUAUUUCUCUUUAUUUACCGCCUGAGUUUGCUUGUUGGACCGUUUUUCUACAUUUUGUUUCCCGCUGGACUGACUCUCCACAUGGCAUCUCUAGUCUGCACCUUGCAACACCAUCAAGAUGAUGUCAACUGGUGUGCCUUCUCAGGAAAACUGUUAGCCACAUGUUCUGGCGAUAAAACUCUCAGGAUAUACAACACCAAUGACUUCUCAGAGCUGCCUUUCUCACCGCUGUCAGGCCACGGCUACAGCGUCCACUGCUGCUGCUUCAGCACCUGCGGUCAGUUUCUUGUCUCAUGCUCAACAGAUGCCACCAUGGUGGUCUGGUCUAUGGUCACAGGAGAGAUCGAGGCCGUCCUGGAGCAUCCUGGUCGCAGCCCCGUCAGGAUCUGUGCGCUCUCUCCUGACUCUAUUCACCUGGUUUCUGGUGCAUCUGAUGGCACUUUGGCUCUCUGGGAUUUUCCCUCCAAACAGCUGCGCAGGACGGGGGCAGUGGAUGACACCACGAUGGUCGCCUGCUCCUUCAGCCCCUGCAGUCAGAUGUUCAUGACCGGAUCCACCUAUGGAGACCUGCGUCUGUGGGACCUGAACAUGAACCAGCUCCACGCAGAGAAGAACGCCCACGACCUGGGGGUCUCCUGCUGCACCUUUGCUCCCUCCAUCCUCAGUGGUGGUGAAGUUGUGCAGUUUCAUCUGGCAUCCUGUGGACAAGACAGUCACCUGAAGAUAUGGGCCAUCAACAAGUUCAGUUCAGGAGCCUACAAGAUGCAGCUCCUGCACACAUUCGUUUACCACUCGGCUCCAGUUCUCUCCUGUGCGUACUCCUCAGAUGGACAACUGCUUGUGGCUGGCUCUGUGGACAAAACUGUUACAAUCUAUGACGCUAAAAAUGCUGUUUUGCUUUACACACUGAGCCAGCACAAGAGGUACGUGACAGCAUGUGCCUUCUCUCCAACGUCACCACUAAUUGCUACAGGAUCCAUGGAUAAGACCGUAAACAUCUGGUGGCUGGAGGACGGAUGCAGCAGGAGCGGCGGGAAGUCGUUUCCUGCGGAAUCUGCUCAGACCACAAGUGAAGGGAGAGCCUCGGCAGGCCGAUCGAAGCUGCUGGUCGGUGAUUGGUCGGAGGACGACGUGUCAGAGUGGCUGCUGGAGGAAGGCCUCGAGGGAUUGGUGGGCAAAUUCAAGGCCAACAACAUAGAUGGGACAGAGCUGCUCAGUCUCACCAAGGAAACGCUGGCGUCAGAGCUGCACAUAGAGUCAGUAGGCCUCCGCAGUAAACUCCUGAGGAAGGUGGAAGAACUGAAGAAUGAUUCAGUGUGUUCAGGCAUUCCUGAUGAGUUCCUGUGUCCAAUCACCAGAGAGCUGAUGAGGGAGCCAGUUAUUGCGGCUGAUGGCUACUCAUAUGAAAGAGAGGCCAUCGAGAGCUGGAUCAACACCAAGAACCGCUCCAGCCCCAUGACCAACCUCCCCUUGCUGACGACUCUGCUCACCCCUAACCACACUCUGAAGAUGGCCAUCGGCCGCUGGAAGACGAGCCACUAGCGUCUGAAAGACCCCUGCUGUGUAUCUGAUUUUUUCUGAUGGUGGGUUUUUUAAUUAAUUUUUUUUUUGUAUCACUCAUUUAUAAAGCCGCAUUAAGCAAUUUUUGAACUCCAAGGAGCAGAAAGACAAACUUGCAUAAUCUUACAUAAUCUUCAACAUAUUCUUCUGGCCAACGUACUGGUUAUCAGUUAUCUGCUCACACACACAGCAGAGUGAGAAAAGAGCAAUAUGGGCGUCCCAGUUUUGGCCACUUCAAGAAUACAAGUUUGUGAUUCACUUUAGUCCUGGGCUGUGGUUUAGUAGUAGUUGUGCUUGCGCAGGCUUUUAACUGAAUGAAAUCACAGGACUGAAAGGAGAUAAUGCCGUUGGAUUCUCUUAGCACCGUGGCUGCCUUCACCUCAGUCCUUUUGAAGUUUUCUCAACAUCUUUCCUUGACCUCGUGAAGUUUUUAAGAAAACACAUAGGAUGUAACUUUUUUUUGACCAUCUGACCGCCACCCUGGUUUGGUCUGCUGCCUUCACAGGAAAGAAAAUAUCUUGGUCCUAAACCCUCGACUUUCCUCAACAAUCACUCGUUGACUUUAUACACGGCUCAUUUAAGCAAGACAGAGAUCAUUCAUACAGUACAAAAUGUCUGUAACACUGUAGCCUCAUUUCUAACGAUCACCUUGCCAUUGCUUUGUAUUGGUAACAGGUGGUUAUUUCAUUACCUAUGUAUAUAUAUAAUUUUAUUUUAUUUAUUUUUUUAAUUUUUACCAACAAUGAUCAAACAGAAAACUAGAAAUUAAACAAUAUGGUUCAUCAUAAAAAGUUGAUUGAGAGGCUUUCUCUACCAGCUGUAGUACUUCAAAAUGUUUUUUACUGACUAAACCGAUAAACUGCGAGCUGUAAGAGUUUGAAAGCUGCAUAAAGCAACAGACUGGGUUAUUGAUUUGCGGUUGGAUGAGCAGCACUAACAAGCCCUUCACAUAUACAGUGCCAAUGCUCACCGUGGAAAUAUUGCUUAAUGGAGCUUAAUUUAAAUACGCUAUUUGCACCAUCUGUAUGUAAGCAUUACAUAUGUGUGUUUUAUUUAGAAACUGCAGGACCUUGCGCAUUACAAACCCUAUGGGAAUAGUGCUUGGCUAUAGUAGUUUAACAUGUACUUCCCCACAUGAGCUAACAUCCAGCUUUUAUUGAAGUACAUGACACUAACGAAGAGAUUUCUGUAAUUUGCGAAACUGCAAUGUCCACAGUUUUAUACAAGUACUUUAUUUUAAUGGCUUGCUUAAAUACCGUGUUGUGUCGUGAAAGGACGAGACCUUUUAUCCAUCCAUACACACUCCAAAGCUUAAGCAACAUUUUAUGGAUUAUACUGUGAAAGAAGUAGAUGUAGAAAUGUAGUCCUCCAUUAAUAUUUUAUUAUACCACAGUAGUAUUGUGGUAACAUUCUGUAUACCAUAGUAUGAAUCUGAAAAGGGUAUAUGACAACUAUGGACAUACAGCAAUGUAGUAAGUCUCUUAAGUUUUUUUUUUUCUUUUUUCUUUUUGUUUUUCAUAUCCUACACUUUGUAAAUACUCUCUCUGUGUCCAAAUAAAUCAAUAAACACUUCAUAAGAACA
Molecule: messenger RNA, 3223 nt
Organism: Stegastes partitus (bicolor damselfish)
Lineage: Eukaryota; Metazoa; Chordata; Actinopteri; Pomacentridae
Gene: wdsub1
Product: WD repeat, sterile alpha motif and U-box domain containing 1
Exons: 13
Coding region: 163-1623 (486 amino acids)
Biological process (GO): protein ubiquitination
Molecular function (GO): ubiquitin-protein transferase activity; protein binding
Source: RefSeq, a predicted model, not a curated record